UUAUGUAAAAUCCAAGAUGGCAGCCGCCUGCGCGAGAACGCUGGGUAAGGUCGGCAGGCUGGUAUUGGAGACACCGGCUUGCAGGACAGCGAACAGUUAUGCCGUGGUACCGAAAAUUACUCUCAAUGCAUCUAGAAGAGCAUACGGAACCGGUGCUGGAGGGUUCCGGUCCAAACCUUUCUUUACGACCCAGCUGCGUAGCGCCAGGGUGCUGGGAUGUGCGUUCCUGCUCGGUGGUGGGCUGGGUCUGUAUCAGACUCUUAAAUUAACUUUAGAGCGUCACCUUGCAGAAGAAGAGGCAAACACCUCUGGGUCCAGUGCAGGAUUGAAACUGACCCUUUACCAGUACAAGACGUGCCCCUUCUGCAGUAAAGUGCGGGCGUUCUUGGAUUACCAUGGGCUCCCCUAUGAGAUCGUGGAGGUUAACCCAGUCAUGAGGAAGGAGAUUAAGUGGUCCACCUACAGAAAGGUCCCCAUCUUGAUGGUGAACGAGUCGGUGCAACUCAACGACUCAUCCGUCAUUAUUAGUACUCUGAAGACCCUCUUAGUCAGCAGGGAGAAAACUAUUCCUCAGGUCCUCGAUUGCUACCCAGAGAUGAAGUCGGUAAACGACAGUGGGAAGGAGGUGACGGAGUUCAACAACAAGUACUGGAUCAUGGUGGCCGGUGCGGAGGAAGAGGCGCUGUACCCCGAGAAGGGCUCAAGGAAAGAGGAGAUCAAAUGGCGCAGGUGGGCCGAUGACUGGCUCGUCCACCUCAUCUCCCCCAACGUGUACCGCACGGCCGGUGAGGCCUUGUCCUCCUUCGACUACAUCGUGCGCGAGGGCAAGUUUAGCACCUUCGAGGGCUUCUUUGCCAAGUAUGUAGGAGCCGGUGCCAUGUGGCUCAUCUCAAAGAGACUCAAAAAUAAACACAACCUGCAGAACGACGUGAGGCUGGACCUGUACAAGGCUGUGAAUGACUGGGUGGCAGCCAUCGGCAAACAGAGGAAGUUUAUGGGAGGGGAUGAGCCCAACCUCGCAGAUCUGGCCGUGUUCGGCGUGCUAAGAGUGAUGGAGGGGCUCCAGGCGUUUGAGGACAUGAUGGAGAACACCAAGGUGAAGCCGUGGUACCGGCGCAUGGAGAAGGCCACGCAUCACAAGGAGGCGCAGCAAUGACGCCACCCUGGGCACCGGGACUGAGACGGAGCCUCCCUCACACACACACACACAGCACUUCCUCCUCCUGUGGGACAUGGACACACACCAUCAGAUGCUAACGCAUUUGGAACGACCGUCUGUGAUUGAUUCUUUUUUUUGUUUUCGUUUUUCCUCCUUCAGUGGCUAGCUUUGGAAGCUGCUCACCGCCUUCAAAAAAGAUGCAAUUUAGACAUAAUGUAAGGAAGAACAUGAACAGUAAUUUGAUUUGUGAAAACUGAUGUAUGAUCUAGUCUGCUCAUCUGUGAUUGCUAUGCAUUAAUGGAAUCCAGAGGUACUUAUGCGCCCAAAAUCAGUCACGGUUUAUACAUUUAACCGUGGCAAACACAUCACCAGUUCAUAACCUGGUCUUUCAAAGGGUAGUCGAAGCACUUGGUCUCAGCUUGUGCUUAGUGUAGUUAGCCCUGACCAAACAGUCUUAGCGUUCUUCAGGAAUGCAAAUGAUGUACUACGGUCUUUCCCUCUGCAGCUGAGGAUUGACAAGAUUGCAGUUUGUGUUAGUGAAAUGUAACGGUUUCUUUAGUUUCUAGAGGCAGUUAGGAAUAGACUGUCAAUGCAUUAUGCAAGGAAGAUGGCUAAAUGCAUUAUGCAAGGAAGAAGGCUAAAUGUAUAUGGGUUUUCUCUAACAAUCUGUAUUUUUGUUGGCUUUGGUUUCCUCAGUGAUUCUCUUCCAUUGGUUCAAAUCUAAUGCCAUUCAAUAGCACUUAGCAUCACAACAGUUAUUCUGCAUUUGUGUCCAUGUCUACCUCUAAUUUUGGAAGUCAUAACUCAAAAAUGUAUCACUCAGAAGACUGAUAUGACUUCUGACAAUAUAUCUGAACAAAAUAUGACUGUUGUAUUUGGUUAGGCCAGGUUUUGCAUUGGACAAACACACGAAACCUUAAUUGGUAAAUGGCCUCUAUGGCAUAUGGGAUAGGAAUUGGUCAUUUCUAUGCAUUGCCCCAUAACAAAAUGUUGGGUAAUUUAUUUCCUGUUGAAAAGGGUUCAAUAAAAAUGAAAAAUAUGUAUAAAAUAAAAUAACAUAAAAACCUGAAAA
This is a messenger RNA of Sardina pilchardus (European sardine), 2231 nucleotides long. RefSeq names its product prostaglandin E synthase 2-like (gene ptgesl). Gene Ontology annotation, cellular component: mitochondrion. The coding region runs from base 17 to 1156 and encodes 379 amino acids. Gene Ontology annotation, molecular function: prostaglandin-E synthase activity. The transcript is spliced from 7 exons. The record is from RefSeq and is a predicted model, not a curated record. Lineage: Eukaryota; Metazoa; Chordata; Actinopteri; Clupeiformes; Clupeidae.